Penicillium verhagenii is the source of this 606-nucleotide messenger RNA. RefSeq names its product putative histone h1.3. Lineage: Eukaryota; Fungi; Ascomycota; Eurotiomycetes; Eurotiales; Aspergillaceae. The transcript has 2 exons. The record is from RefSeq and is a predicted model, not a curated record. The coding region runs from base 1 to 606 and encodes 201 amino acids.
AUGCCGCCCAAGAAAAGCGACCCAGCGACCCCCGAGAAGAACAGUGAAGCGCCGCUGCCAAAGACGGCCGACGAAGCACUCCAGGGCCUGGCACCUACCCAGUCUCGCAUCCUGCUGCUAGCCUACCUCUGCUGUGCCGAUGAUUACCAGCGACUGGGUGCGACGGCUGGAUACCAGGCCAGCACUGCGCGAGUGACCUUUAACCUCGCACUGCGCAACCUGAAGAAAUACAAAGCUGAUGACCAAGUCGGUGGAGAUGCGGCUACCACUGACGCUGGCGCUACCACUAUGCCUGCCGCCGAAGGAAGCUCUGCUGCUACCCCUGGCUCUAAGCCCUCGAAGAAGCCAGCCAGAACUCCCACCAAGAAGUCCACCAAAGAUGGUGCCAAGGCCAAUGGAUCUGUGAAGGUUCCUCGCAAGCGUAAGCGUGUCGACCAGGACAACGAGGAAAACCCGGUCCUUGAUCCCCGACCUCAGGGAUUCCAAGUUUUGGAGUAUGCUGAAGAUGUCGAUGCCGGGGAGAAUGAGAAGCAGAGCGUCGUUGGCAUUGAAGACGAUCUCUCCAAGGUCAAUGUCAAAAAGGAGACCAGCGGCGACGAGGUCUAA